Molecule: messenger RNA, 1466 nt
Organism: Nilaparvata lugens (brown planthopper)
Lineage: Eukaryota; Metazoa; Arthropoda; Insecta; Hemiptera; Delphacidae
Product: phenoloxidase-activating factor 3-like
Biological process (GO): proteolysis
Molecular function (GO): serine-type endopeptidase activity
Source: RefSeq, a predicted model, not a curated record
GAUCUCGUUUCUCUUCUUUCAGUUGACCCAUCAGCUCAUCGCGGCUGGCACUUGAUUAAUAAUAGGAAAUGUGGAAUCCGAACCCAGCUGAAAGUAGUUGGUGGAGAGAAUGCCGCCAUAGGAGAGUUUCCUUGGGCUGCUCAAUUCAUCACCACGAAAAAUAAAGACUCAUCAUCAAGUAUGUGCACAGCGGCAAUAAUCAGUGACCAGUUCGUUCUCUUAGCAGCACAUUGUCAACCCAAAGAACCUUACACAUCUGUUGUGGUAGCCGGAAAUGUGGAUGAUCAAGACUCAGACUGUGGCUCAAGAACUAAUAACUGUGCACCGCCAAAGAAAACGUAUCAAGUGGAAAGGUUCUAUCCUGAUGAUGUAUUCUACAAGGAUAUAGGUCUGGUCAAAAUCAAAGGGAGGUUCAAAUUCAAUGAUUUCGUUGCUCCUAUUUGUUUGGAGUAUGGAAAGUUACUUUCCAAAGACUACGCCGGCACGGAGGCAGAGUUUGCUGGGUGGGGUGCCUUCAAAAUCGACCCAGUGACCAACACAACCUCUGGUCCAACCAUGCUGCAGAAGUUCACAGUACCUGUGCAAAACGAGAGCGUCUGCAUAGAGUCCAUGCACGUCAUUGUUCGGAAUACCACUUCUUGGCAGAAGGACAGAAAGUCGUUUAUUUGUGCUGGGAGCAGACCUGAUCAGUACAUUUCGUCUGGGGACUCAGGUGGUGUUCUGGCGGUGGCUCAAUCGGUUGCUGGUGACAUACCUAGAUUCUUCGCAGUUGGAGUUGCGGCAAUGCAUUCUGAAGAGCCCUCCAUUGCAGAUGUCUACACGCGAGUCGCAUACUACAUGGAAUGGAUCAUGGAUACUAUCGCCAAUGAAAGUGUAUAGCUUCAUCAUAAUAUGAUCGAAUAAUAUUGAACAAUAUCAAGCAAAAUCGGACAAUAUCGAUCAAUAUAGGGCACUAUUAUGACAAAAAAAGCAUUUUCAAACAUUAAAAUACAAAAUCAAACAAUACAAUACAAUAUUGAAUCAUAAUAACAUCACAUUUCUUCAUAUACAGCUGAAUUUUCACACUGAUUUCACGUCGACACGACAGGACAGAAUGCUCUCCUAUGGACUGAUCGGCUCUGUGUAUAAACAAUCAGACCCGAUAACUACCCAAGGUCAUCGAAAAAAAUAAUAGGAUCUGUGUUCUCUCCUUUGAUGCCAAAGUCUACAGUUAACAUGGCCACUAUUAUAAUACCUUUUCACCGCUCAUGCAAGUAUAAUGCAGUUCUCGAUGAUAUUUGCUGCCGGUUCUUCAAGAUGUCGACUGCUAAAAGGAAGAGAAUGGCUGUGAUAGAGAGAAGAAGAAGAAGAACAACAACAACAACAAGGAGAAGAAGAAGAAGACGAAGAAGACGAAGAAGAAGAAGAAGAAGAAGAAGCAAAGAAGACGAAGAAGAAGAAGAACUAGAACAAGAACAAGAAGAAGU